Molecule: messenger RNA, 1504 nt
Organism: Tarenaya hassleriana
Lineage: Eukaryota; Viridiplantae; Streptophyta; Magnoliopsida; Brassicales; Cleomaceae
Product: S-adenosylmethionine synthase 3-like
Exons: 2
Coding region: 103-1275 (390 amino acids)
Biological process (GO): S-adenosylmethionine biosynthetic process
Cellular component (GO): cytosol
Molecular function (GO): ATP binding; methionine adenosyltransferase activity
Source: RefSeq, a predicted model, not a curated record
CGAGCGGGAUUAAAUGAAACGUGAACGAGGUCACUGGCACCAUAUAAAGCUUUCUGCUUUCUCGUUAUCUCCGCCAUUUCUACCUUCCUUGGAUCUACAGAGAUGGAGACUUUCCUUUUUACCUCGGAAUCUGUGAACGAAGGACAUCCAGACAAGAUCUGUGAUCAGGUCUCGGACGCCAUCCUUGAUGCCUGUCUGGAACAAGACCCAGAGAGCAAAGUGGCAUGUGAGACCUGUACCAAGACUAACAUGGUCAUGGUUUUUGGGGAGAUCACAACCACGGCUAAGGUUGACUAUGAGAAAAUAGUCAGAGACACUUGCAGAGAGAUCGGGUUUAUAUCACCGGAAGUUGGUCUCGAUGCUGACAACUGCAAGGUCCUUGUGAACAUCGAGCAACAGAGCCCCGACAUUGCUCAGGGAGUUCAUGGCCACCUCACCAAGAAACCCGAAGAGAUUGGAGCUGGUGACCAAGGACACAUGUUUGGCUAUGCUACUGAUGAGACCCCCGAGCUUAUGCCGUUAACUCAUGUCCUGGCCACUAAGCUCGGUGCUAAGCUCACUGAAGUUAGAAAGAACAGAACAUGUCCAUGGUUGAGGCCCGAUGGGAAGACCCAAGUGACUGUUGAGUAUAAGAAUGAGGGUGGAGCCAUGAUUCCUGUUAGAGUCCACACGGUUCUCAUCUCAACCCAACACGAUGAGUCCGUCACCAAUGAGGAAAUAGCAGCCGACCUGAAAGAACAUGUGAUCAAGCCUGUAAUUCCUGCUCAAUACCUCGAUGACAAAACCAUCUUCCACCUGAACCCUUCGGGCCGUUUCGUCAUUGGUGGACCUCACGGUGACGCAGGGCUAACCGGAAGGAAGAUCAUCAUCGACACUUACGGUGGAUGGGGGGCUCAUGGAGGAGGUGCCUUCUCUGGUAAAGACCCAACCAAAGUGGACAGGAGCGGUGCAUAUGUCGUGAGACAGGCGGCCAAGAGUGUUGUGGCUUCGGGCCUUGCACGCCGUUGCAUUGUGCAGGUCUCGUAUGCGAUUGGAGUGCCUGAACCGUUAUCCGUGUUUGUGGACAGUUACGGGACUGGGAAGAUUCCGGACAAGGACAUACUGGCUCUGAUAAAGGAGAGUUUCGACUUUAGGCCAGGGAUGAUUUCCAUUAACCUGGAUUUGAAGAGAGGAGGGAACGGCAGGUACCAGAAGACAGCAGCCUAUGGCCAUUUCGGCCGGGAUGACCCUGAUUUCACCUGGGAAGUUGUCAAACCUCUCAAACCAGAGGCCUGAAUCCAUUGCCUAAAUCAAGAUCAUUGAUCUUUUUGGAGCUCGGAUCCUGGAGACUGGAAGAGCAAUCUGCUUGUUAUUCAUUUGUUUUGUUUUGUUUUUUUUGGCAUAAAAUUCUUCUGUAUUCAAACAAUUCUUGAAGUUUCCUUCCUCCGGCAAUAACUUGCUGAGGCAUAACAGUAAUUGUUUUGGUCGAAUUCUAGUUUGAAUGAAAGCUUCUGUGUUCUGUCUA